Leptomonas pyrrhocoris is the source of this 667-nucleotide messenger RNA. RefSeq lists its product as hypothetical. Bases 11 to 667 code for a protein of 218 amino acids. The transcript has a single exon. NCBI's taxonomy places the organism in Eukaryota, Euglenozoa, Kinetoplastea, Trypanosomatida, Trypanosomatidae. The record is from RefSeq and is a predicted model, not a curated record.
GCGGCAGGAAAUGAGGCGCUUCUUCAGCCUCCGCGACGGCGGUGUUGUCGUGCAGGCCGCCCGCGCCAUCGCCACCAGCGGCCGCGUCACGAACGAAGACCGCCGGUGGUGGCUGGUGCACCUCGAGUGCGCGCCGGACGUCACGCCGGGCACGUUCGUCUCGUGGUUAGAUUGCUGUGGCACGCACACGACGAAGAAGCUGAUUGAGCGCAACAUCUGGACGAUUGAGCAGGUCGCCGCGCUCGACUCGGACCGCGUGGACGAGCUCAAGUACAAGGACGGGUGCCUGAAGAUGGACAUCGUGUGGGAGCAUGCCCGCACGAUUAUCACACCGCUGCGGCAGCGCGAGGUGGGCGGCGGGGUAGAGUCGGAGCUGCAGAGCCGCAUCUUGGAGCUGCGCAAGAGGCGCGAGCUCGAGCGUCAGCGGGAGUCGACGCUGCGGGAGCGUGCCGAGGUGAAUGAGAAGCGCGAGGAGACGCUGCGGAAGCUGCGCGAGAGCAUCGCCGCGAAGAAGGCGGCGCUCCGUCAAAAGUUGGAGAGCCAGCAGGAGCCGCCGCCGCAGCAGCGGCAGAUGGAGGACGACGCGGCGACUGAGCCGGUGUCCGAUGAGUCGGUGGGGAGCGUGGUGGAUAGGAUGGCCGGUGGCUCCCCAGGGCAGCAGAGGUGA